CUCAGUGUCGCAUGCGUUAACUCCAUGGUCCGCGGCGUCCGGGGCGGCCUUCUCGCUCGCGGGGUGCUGUGGUUGGCCGACGUGGUGGUUCGGGCCAUUCUGCUGCCUCGGCUGCUGUGUCUGGUCGAUCCGUACGUAUGGAGGAUGCUCCUGCCUCUCAUCAUCGGUCGUUCUGUCGGGGUGGCCGUUCUGUAGGAUCUUCUGGUUCUGCAUGUGGCCGCUCCUUGCCGUUUUCUGGUUCUGGAUGCACGGCGGAUUUUGCGUCGUGAUUUGGGUCUUCUCUCACCGCUCGAGCUUUGGGCACGACCAGCAGAGGAAGACGACCGGCCAUCGGCAACGGAAGACGAGGUGGGCAGCCGCUCCAAGCACGAUAUCAUGUUCCAAGUGAGCGGAUGUCCACGGAGGCGCGCGCGAUGAUGAGGGUGUUCGCGUCUGGAGGUGAUGGCUGCAGGAGUCUCCCGGACAGUGAGACUGGACGUGAUGGUGCCAGCGAUCGGUGAGGUCCCGACGGCGCGCAGCGUGGCUUGCACCGGAGCUGGCGAGGCCAUGGCGACGGUGAGCACGGGGCACGCUGACACAGCAAGGCCAUGGAGUGGCUCAUGAAACGUGUCGAUCGGUGCGGGUCGGCCGUGGGCGGUGUGCUUCGGCAAAGCUCACGUCGCUACUGUGGCGGGUAAUCUCCGUUUGCGCCGUCUGUGCAUGAUGUACGUGUUCGGGUUCACGCAGUGCAGGGAACAUGUUGUCCGUGACCUUCCUUGGCAAGCGGACGCCAAGUUCGGUUUCGGACCAUCGCCUACGUCCUGGUCCAUGACGGCGCGCGGAGGCGGCGCCCUCUUCUGUAGUGUCCAAUGUUAGUGCACUGGUCUGCGCUGCCGAGGGACGUCUCCUUGCCCCACGCCGGGGAGCAUGGGCGUCCUUCCGUUCGGCCGUCACUGCAGAAUGCGGUGAGGUAUCAUCUUCCCGUUUCGAUUCAUCCCAUACUAAAUACCUCCAUCCUUACAUGUAUGGUUGUAUCUCAAAUUCGUCAUGCGUGAUGAAUGAUUUUCUAGGUUCGCGUAGUUUACAUUUGCUUUUUUAGUUUGGUUGAUUCCAUGUGUAAAUGGACUGAGGAGUGAUGAGAGAGGGAGAGGCGGAGAAGGGGCCACCUGAGGCGGCCGGACUACCGCCGCCGCUUCCUCGAUCCUCGCCAGGCGGAGGUGCAGGCGCACAUCAGAUCCAUCUGUGCUCUCUUAGUCCCCUAGCGGCGGCGCCGUCGGGAGGAAAGGAGGGGCCGACGGGAUCGGGUGAUGACCGCGGCGACCUGCCGCAUGGUGAGAUCAGACAGGAGGAGGCACGAUGGGUACAAUGGCGGGCGAUCUUCUCCGACGAGACGGAUCCGGUCAUUUGGAUCGAAGGACGUCUUCGAUUUACUCCACGUUCGUGAUGGAUGGCUCUUCUCGAUCUGGAGAACGACGUCCUCGCUGCUGGAUUUAGCUGGAUUUACACCCGAAGGCACCGGAGAUGAUUGAUCUGAUGGAGCCAAUGGUUCAUACACGACCGGGAGGACGGUUUUGGGCGCUUCUGGAGAGCGACGACGAAGAGCAGGUGGAGGGUCAUGUCCCCAUGAAGAAUGCCGGAAUGCCCCUAGCCUCGCAGAGUGUUGUUUCGUUGCCGGAGCCCAAGAUCACGACCAAUCGGCGUUGUUCAAAAAUUCAAACUACCAAACCGGCCAUGAAGCCGUGGAGCGGACCGAUUCCUAAGGUAAUGAGAGAACCGGUAACGUUGUCAGAUUUCUUGCCGGAAAAUUGGACUCUUGUCACGUGGAAAGAAGAAAGGCAAGAUUGGCCGGCCACCGCCGCCGCCUAGAUCGCCGGUGGCGAGAUCGGCGAGCGCUGUUCGAGCGGCCAGACGGACUCGUUUGAACACGUUAUUGGGCUGUGGGCCUGAGCUGGAUGCAACGUCGGAUGUUACGAUGGUCGUGGGUCCUCCAGGCGCGGGCGAGGCCCAGCCAGAGGCCCAAGCCUCGUGCCAUCCCGAUCGGACAUACGUGCAUGUAUCGCCGCUGCCUGUCGUCUCUACGAGCGAGUCUAGGGUUCCAGGUCCGGGUUUUCCUUCGCUCGGCACAGGACGGGCAAGGAGGAUCAUGUAUGUUGGCGGCAUGGCAGGACAAGGGCCGCCGCCCGUCAAGCGAGGCCCAGCUCCCGCCGGUGGCACUUUUUCUCCUGGCGGGGCUAGUCGUGGAACUUUGCCGGCCAAUAGGGCUGCCGCCACGGACGCGGUCGGUCGUGCCACUACGCCGAUCGCUGGCGCUGGUGCUGUUGGCCACGGUGCCCUGCUUGUGGGUGGUGUUGGCCGCGGUGCCCCGCCUAGUGGUGGGGUUAGCGGUGUUGGACGGGGCAGCUUGCCCCCUCCAAGGCCAGCGGCGGGGGGAGGGGUGCAACCCUGAGUCGGGAUCGGCUGGGGUGUUUCGUCCUCUGCGCGGCAGGGAGGGCGAUGCAUCUGGUUCUCUGGUGCCGACGCAUGUGCCCAGACCAAACACGCGCCAGCCGGAUGAAGUGGUGCCGCUGCCAGCAGCUAAGGCACCGGCCCUAGGAAGGGGUCGCGGCGUGCAAGGGCGUGGUGGAUACAGUGGUUACAACAAAGAUGGACAGAAUUUCAACCGAUACGGGCAGUGGGGAGACGAUGGAUAUGAUGCAUAUGGUGAGGGACUACACCGUGGAUCUUUGUCCGGUGGCGGUCGUGGAUAUAACCGACAUAAUGAUGAGGACACCGGACAUUUUCAAGGUCCGCCCGGUAAUUUUGUUGAAGGUGUUGCCGGACCCAGGGAUCGCUUCCGAGGUGGAUAUCACCGCGGUGGGAGAGGGAGACGCCCACCACCGCCUCGACACUACCCACCGCCACCAGCGCCUGCUACGGAUAUGGCUUCGGGGGAGGAGCUCGAGCACAUAGCGGAUGAGGUGGGAGAUCCAUCCACGCUACCCGCGGCGGCAGUUGACGCGGUUAGGGCUUUGGCAGCAGUGCAGGUUGCGGUGACUUCUGGAGAGACUAAAUCUAGGGAUGGCACGUCUGACAAAGGGUCGGAGAAAGCGGAGGGAGAAAAACUCUCUAAAUGGGCGAUUAAGAAGAAAAAGUUGCCUUGCUAUAGAUGUGGUGAACCAGGUCAUUUCAUGGCAGAGUGUAUGAAUGAACUUUGUGACUAUUGCCAACGCUCACAGCAUGUGACCGGGGCCUACCCUCUCCUCUUCGGUCCUAAGCCUGGUAUUAACAUUUUUGAGGUCUGUUGUAAAGAGUUGAUGUUCUUUGAGACACCAGAGGUGGACCCUCUAUCGCAGAUGGUUGAGAGUUCCUUCCCGGCAGUAAUCAAAGUUACUAAUGGACAGUUGACCGAGGCUCAGAUCGUGAGACAGCUACGUGACUUAGUGCCAUGUAAUUAUCAAUGGCAUCUGGAACAGUUAGAAAGUCGGACUUAUAAGGUGGACUUUCCAACUAAAGAGGAUCAGAUGCAUUUUCUUAAGUGGGGUCUAUGCAGAGUCACAAGCACCAACGUCAUUAUCGCUUUCGAUGAGUGGAAGCAGGAGGAACCGGAGGGUACACCUUUGGAGAAGGUGUGGGUUUGUUUCUAUGGCGCGCCACCUAAAUGGAUAAAGCAGUUUUUGAUUGCUUGGAGCUUGGGUGCUAUGAUUGGUAAGAUAGAAAAGGUUGACAUGCCAUUCACUCAUGCACAAGGAGUUGCGAGGUUGUUGGUCAGUGUUGUGAGUGUUGAGCAUAUACCAGAUGUGGUCAGAUGAACACAUGCUGGAGUCACUUAUGUAUUAGAGCUUGAGAUCGAGGAUACUGCAGUUUCCCAGGAUGGGGACGGAACAUGGGACAUGGAUACGACUGAGGGAGGCGACGCGCCCGAGAAUCAGGAUAAGGGGGGCGAUGAUACACUGCCGGAGUUGUACAAGGGGCCUAAUACACAGCCAGAUAAGGUAUAUAGUUCUACCAAAGAGGCGCCCCCGUCCACUACUCCGAUGAACACGCUUCACUUUGGUUCAUUUGCACCGGGGUCCGCUCCUAGUCGGUUAUGGAGCACCAGGGUCGAGGCAGACGACUCAGCGGAGCUUGAGUUGCCACCAGUGCCGAGUCUGGCCGGCAAGGUGACGACUGCAGAGUCUACACCCGGUGCGAGGGUGGACCCUAAUGGGUCGGCCGCGGGUAUGGGGGUCGUGGGCAGGAAGCCCUUAGCACCCAGUUACAUGCGCCCGACUUCUCUUCGGUGGGAGGGGCGCCUGGACAGGAGGUCGCUGGCGUUCCUCUCACUUCGGCGUCUCCGGUCGAGCUGGGGGUGAGGUGCGGGAAGGAGUCCCGUGCUGUAACCCCUCCACAGGACCCCACCAUCCAGAGUGGUGAGCUGGGGGUGAGGUGUGGGAAGGAGUCCCGUGUCGUAACCCCUCCGCAGGAUUGUGCCUUGCAGGUUGGCCGGGGGACGACGGUUUCUACGGGGGAAAGGGGGGACGGGACCAGUGAGCAGGCGUCUCCAUGGUCCCACUCACCCUUGACCUCUACAGCUGAGGCCCGCUCCACUACGCCCUACCCUCCUUCACCAACGAUAAGGGAGGGCGUGGGAGUCCUGACCAUACCCCUCGAGAGAGGACGACGGAGGAGCUCAUCGCUUUUCGCAGGAUAGCGGAUCUGGUGUCGGCUGGUAGGCGUGUCAGCAACCGG
Molecule: messenger RNA, 4686 nt
Organism: Triticum aestivum (bread wheat)
Lineage: Eukaryota; Viridiplantae; Streptophyta; Magnoliopsida; Poales; Poaceae
Exons: 4
Coding region: 1932-3767 (611 amino acids)
Molecular function (GO): nucleic acid binding; zinc ion binding
Source: RefSeq, a predicted model, not a curated record